This is a messenger RNA of Lucilia cuprina (Australian sheep blowfly), 1768 nucleotides long. Its product is annotated as organic cation transporter-like protein. Gene Ontology annotation, cellular component: membrane. The record is from RefSeq and is a predicted model, not a curated record. Bases 88 to 1560 code for a protein of 490 amino acids. The transcript has 4 exons. Gene Ontology annotation, molecular function: transmembrane transporter activity. Lineage: Eukaryota; Metazoa; Arthropoda; Insecta; Diptera; Calliphoridae. Gene Ontology annotation, biological process: transmembrane transport.
UUAUUCAUUAAUAUACACAUUUCAAAAGUCAAUUUAUUUUUUAUUAAUUAUUUUUUAUUUAUUAUUUGUAUUCAUUCUACUGGCAAAAUGGAACCAAAAGCUGAAGAGAAGAAGAUCGAUCCCAUUAUUGUACAUUUGGGAGAUAUGGGACGUUAUCAAUUUUGGUUUUGUAUGCUGAUAUUUUUAUCAAAAUUUCCAACUGGUUGGGUGCAAGUAGGACAUGUUUUCUUGGCUGCACCAACAAAUUAUACUUGUGUUGAUCCCGCAGGUGUAGAUCCAUGUAGUGAAGAGUGCAAAAAGGCUGAAUACGAUCGUAGUGUUUUUGAAGAGACCAUAGUAACAGAGUUCGAUCUUGAAUGUGGUAACAAAUCGUGGGUUAGUUUUUCACAGACGAUGGUCAUGUUUGGUAUAAUGCUUGGUAAUAUUAUAUUCGGAGUUUUGGCGGAUAAAUAUGGACGUAGGCCUCUGUUUGUAAUUGCUUGUGUGCUACAAUUGAUCACAGGUGUAACUGUUAGUAUUUCCCAAUGGUUUUGGUUUUAUGUGCUGUUUAGAUUUCUAGCUGGUUUAUCAACCGGUGGUACCAUGACAACCAGUUUUGUUCUUAUUAUGGAAAUUAUUGGUGUGAGUAAACGUGAGAUAAUAUCGAUACUGUAUCAGAUUCCCUUUAAUUUGGGUCAUGCCUCAUUACCUUUGUUAUCGUACUUUUUGCGACAUUGGAGGUGGUUCAAUCUAAGUUAUUCCUCAUUCUCGGUGGUAUAUCUGAUUUAUAUAUGUCUUUGCAUUGAGUCGCCGCGUUGGUUGUUCACAACCGGUCGUCUCGAAAGAGCCAUUCCAUUGUUAGAGAAAAUCGCCCGAGUUAAUAAAAAACCUACAGAACGUAUAAGGCCUGAAAUCGAAGAGGCCUACAAAAACCUAUCCUCUAAAGCUCCUCCUAAAAAAGGAACUCUAUUUGACUUAUUUCGUUCGCCUAAUCUGCGCAAGAAAACUAUUAUUAUGGCUUUUCAGUGGUUAAACGUAUGUGCUGUUUACUUUGGUGUCUCCCAAUAUAUUUCCAAACUGGCUGGAAAUAUAUUUUUGAAUGUAGCCAUUGGUGGUUUUCUCGGCAUGCCGGGCACCAUAAUAUGUGUCUUUAUGACGAAAUAUUUGGGACGCCGUCUGACUUUGAUCAUUUCAAAUUUUAUAAGUGCCAUUGGUUUACUGGUUAUAGCCAUGUUCCAGCAUUUAAGUUCGGUUCUGGUUGUGGCAUUUGCAACUAUGGGUCUGGUUGGUGCUGCCAUUACAUUUCCUAAUGUUUAUCUUUAUGCCGGUGAAAUAUUUCCAACUGUAGUACGUUCAAAUGGAGUAGGCAUGUGUUCUUUUUUCGGUCGUGUUGGCUCCAUGUUGGCACCGUUUAUUUCAGAGUUAGCAGAUUUAUAUGGCUUUUUACCACCAUUGAUUUUUGGCGUAGUUUCAUUGAUGGGUGCCGUUUUAACCUUUAUUCUGCCAGAAACAAGAGGAUUUCCACUUCCCGAGACUAUAGAGGAUGGUGAAAAGUUUGGCAAAAAGGCACGCAACGAAUAAACAUAUUUAAGGUGUAACUAUGUACAAAAUUAUAAAUAAUUAAAUGGUCAUCGAACGAUUUUUAAUUAUCUAAAAUAUUAGUAUGCAGUUAAAAUUUAUGUGAAUGUUUUGUUGAAAUGAAUAAAAUUAAAGUAGACAAGUAAGAGUGUUAUAUUCGGCUAUGCCGAAUCUUUUAUACCCACCAUCAAAUCACUGCCAUAUAAACGAA